Molecule: messenger RNA, 543 nt
Organism: Maudiozyma barnettii
Lineage: Eukaryota; Fungi; Ascomycota; Saccharomycetes; Saccharomycetales; Saccharomycetaceae
Gene: ATG12
Product: Atg12p
Exons: 1
Coding region: 1-543 (180 amino acids)
Biological process (GO): autophagy of mitochondrion; C-terminal protein lipidation; autophagosome assembly
Cellular component (GO): Atg12-Atg5-Atg16 complex; phagophore assembly site membrane; cytoplasm
Source: RefSeq, a predicted model, not a curated record
AUGAGCAGAAUAAUUACAAGCGAAAGUGAUACUGAUAAUGAUACCGAUUCUUCUAGGUCUUCAACUUUAUCUCAAUCAUCUCACUCGAGCUCCUUAAGAGAUGGCAACCGUCAGCUUAGCGUUAUCGAUUAUUCUCCUUCCAUUACUAUGGAACGGAAAUUGGAACAUUAUACCAGGAAACUAUCUCAGGUUGGUCUCGGUGAGAAAGAGGAUAGUUCCGUAAGUUCUGAUAGUGAACUUAUUUCUAGUAAUCAUCAAGUGUUACUUGACGAUGAGGAAUCUCUAGAGAAAGUACAAAUUAAGUUUAUACCUAUUGGAUCAAUUUCUUCAAUGGUACCGUCAGUGUUUAAGAUUUCACAAGGUCAACCAUUCUCAAUGAUCCUAGCAUUUCUUACGAAGAAGUUGAAAAUACAGUAUGUACAUUGUUAUAUUAAUAAUUCAUUUGCACCAAGUCCCCAACAGAAAAUAGGUGAUUUAUGGAAGCAGUUCAAAGUUAACGAUGAAUUAAUAGUUAGUUAUUGUGGUUCUGUAGCAUUUGGCUAA